AUGUCUUUUGAGGGCGGUGACGGUGCCGGGCCGGCCAUGCUGGCUACGGGCACGGCGCGGAUGGCGUCGGGGCGGCCCGAGGAGCUGUGGGAGGCCGUGGUGGGGGCCGCCGAGCGCUUCCGGGCCCGGACGGGCACGGAGCUGGUGCUGCUGACGGCCGCGCCACCCCCGCCACCCCGCCCGGGCCCCUGUGCCUACGCGGCCCACGGCCGAGGGGCCUUGGCCGAGGCCGCUCGCCGCUGCCUCCACGACAUCGCUCUGGCCCACCGGGCGGCCGCCGCGGCCCGCCCCCCUGUGCCCCCGCCAGCACCGCAGCCGCCCAGCCCCGCACGAAGCCCACCCCGGCCUGCCCUUGCCAGAGAGGAAGAUGACGAGGACGAGGAUGAACCCACAGAGACGGAGACCUCUGGGGAGCGACAGGGCAUCAGCGAUAAUGGAGGACUGUUUGUGAUGGACGAGGACACCACGCCGCAGGCCCUUCCCCCCUUCUGUGAGUCAGACCCAGAGAGCACGGAUGAUGGCAGCCUGAGCGAGGAGACUCCCGCUGGCCCCCCCGCCUACGCGGUGCCCCCAGCCUCAGCCCUGCCGGCACAGCAGUAUGCCAAGUCCCUGCCUGUGUCCGUGCCCGUCUGGGCCUUCAAGGAGAAGAGGACGGAAGCUCGCUCGUCCGAUGAGGAGAACGGGCCGCCCUCCUCGCCGGACCUGGACCGUAUCGCGGCGAGCAUGCGCGCACUGGUGCUGCGGGAGGCCGAGGACACUCAGGUCUUCGGGGACCUGCCGCGGCCACGGCUCAACACCAGCGACUUCCAGAAGCUGAAGCAGAAAUAUUGA
This is a messenger RNA of Rangifer tarandus platyrhynchus (Svalbard reindeer), 831 nucleotides long. The record is from the annotation of a GenBank genome assembly. Lineage: Eukaryota; Metazoa; Chordata; Mammalia; Artiodactyla; Cervidae.